This is a messenger RNA of Aspergillus brunneoviolaceus CBS 621.78, 1851 nucleotides long. RefSeq names its product putative C6 transcription factor. Lineage: Eukaryota; Fungi; Ascomycota; Eurotiomycetes; Eurotiales; Aspergillaceae. Gene Ontology annotation, biological process: DNA-templated transcription; regulation of DNA-templated transcription. The record is from RefSeq and is a predicted model, not a curated record. Gene Ontology annotation, molecular function: DNA binding; zinc ion binding; DNA-binding transcription factor activity, RNA polymerase II-specific. The transcript has 6 exons. The coding region runs from base 1 to 1851 and encodes 616 amino acids.
AUGUCCGAUACUAAGUCGCGCCCGUUGGCUCCGGCCCCUCCUGGUGCCAAUGCUGCUCUCGACAACCAUCAGCGCAGAAAGAAUGUUGGUACUGCUUGUGCCGCCUGCAAAGCGCGGAAACUAAAGUGUACCGGAUCCGUGCCCUGUGCCAGCUGCGUCAAAAGCAAUGUCGAAUGCACUCUUGACAAGAGCGCCGACAAGCGCCGCCGGGGCGCUCUUAAACGCAAAAUCGAUGAAUUGGCCGACAAGGAGGAGUUGCUGGUCCGCCUCGUGGGUGCUAUUCGCGAAAGUGGCAAUGGCCAUGUCAUGCCCCUCAUCGACCUCAUCCGUACCGAUCCCACCCUCGACGAGAUCCGCCAACACAUCCACCUCCAUAUCCCGCAGUCGGAAAUGGAGUUGACGCCCGACCUGGCUCAACUGAGUCGCGAAGUUCAACAUCUACAAUCCUCCGACCGCUCGCGACCUAUGCGCCGCAUGCUCGAAGCCAAGCGUGCCGCCGACUCGCCACGGUACCUCGUACCGGCGCAUCCUUGGACCGUUGUAGUACCGGACUCCCAUUUUGUUUCACAUCUCAUAUCGCUCUGGUUUACCUGGUCGCAUCCCUUCCGCAACUGGAUCGAUCGGGACCUGUUCUUGCGGGAGAUGCAGACCGGCAAGCGGUCAGGGCGAUUCUGUUCUCCGUUUUUGGUCAACAGUAUCCUCGCCGACGCAUGUGCCUACUCGGACUAUCCGGACGCGUUCACCAUCCCCGGCGAUGCCGCUUCCAAGGGCGUUCAUUUCUACGAGGAAGCGAAACGAUCACUCGACCAGGAAGCCGGGCGGAUCACAUUGCCGACCGUGCAGGGUCUGGGGAUUUUAUGGUCGUGUGCUGCUCGGACCGGUCGCGACCGUCAGGGCUGGAUCUAUCGUAACCAGCUUGCCUACGCACUGCAAGAACUCUUGCAGGAGAACUCCACCCUCGCCGCUAAUCCCGACCUGGAUACCUUGCGGAUGGUUCAUGGGCUGAAUCGCACCGUCUGGGGGUUAUUCAACGUCGCCACGAUCAAUGCCCUGACCGACCGGAGCCGCCCGUCGAUACCCUUACCCGACCGCCACCGGCUCCCACCUUCGCGCCAUGAGGGCGGCCCAGAUGACAUAUGGCAGCCCUAUCCACGCCCGGUCGCUGGCAUCCCUGGUCACGUGGACUGUCUAUUUAUCGCUCUCUCGAACUUGACUCCGAUCGCCUACGAGGUGACUCGAUUAUUCGAGCUUCCGCCACGCGCCGAUCUUGCCGCGCGGGUAACUGUUCUGCAUGAACACCUCCAACAUUGCGCAGACCACUGGCCUGCAUGCUUGAAAGGCACGCGACUCGAAGCGCCUCAUAUCCUGUGUCUGCACAUGUAUUACCACCUGAUUGUCCUGACGCUGUAUGGAGUGGUUCUAUCCGGCACACCGCCUUCGCCGACCGACCGGGUUGGGCUCCACGCCCGCGCUGUGCGGCUCUCGGCGGCGCGAAACAUUGCCCAUCUGACUUGCAUUCAUCGCUCGUGCUGGGGCGUGGAGCGGAUGCCGGUCAGCAAUAGCUCCUGUCUGUUGGGGGCUCUUCUCGCUCUGUUGGAUGGGCUAGACGAGCCCGACAACCGAGAGGCGUUUAUCACCCUUUCCGUUGCCGCCAAAUCAUUAACACGACGGUGGGACGGUGGGGAGAAUCUGCUGGGGAUCGUGCGCACCACAGCCCAGGCUCAAGGGGUGAUUUUGCCCGUGGAGACCGCCUCUCUCUUUACAACUUUUCUGUUACCACUAGCCACCACCCCGAUUUCGGGAGUCGACGAAUCCCCCGAUGGGGCGGAGGAAAGCAGUCCCGCCGGAUGA